AUGAGUUCCCAAGGAAUGAUUCAAAAGCCGACACGUGGAGAAACUUGUCAACUGUUGGGUCCCGUGUCAUUAUUCAUUCAAUUUUUAAUGGGUGUGGCUGCCAUUAUGAUGCUUUUAUUGAAACGUAAUUAUGAGCAUCCGAGACGUAAAAUGAUAGUGUGGGUUUACGAUACGGGGAAACAAAUUACUGGAUCCCUGGGAAUCCACCUACUGAAUAUAUUUAUUAGUGUGAUAAAGAAGAGAAGGAACCUUUUAAAAGUCCUUAUGGUAAUUCGGGGGGAUGACAGUGACAAUGACGAUGAUGACGAUCAAUGUGAUUGGUAUUUCCUCAACUUAUUAUUGGAUACUACGAUAGGGAUCCCUAUACUUUGGGGGGCAUUGAAUUUCAUUGAAAAGAUACUGCUUCGAUUUAAAGUGGAAAAUGUACAAAGUGGGAAUUAUUUCCCAGCCUUAACAAAUGAUGAGGAGGAAGACAACUUAAUGAGUACACACGAACCUAAAUUUGAAGCUUUUUUGAAACAAUUGUUGGUGUUUGUUGGUGGAUUGAGUAUAAUGAAGGUUAUAGUAUUUCUCAUUCUGAAUUAUUUUGAGGAUUUUGCAUAUUGGUUUGCUGAGAUUAUACUCGGCUGGUCUGACCCAUGGCCUAAUUUCCAGGUUUUCUUAGUCAUGUUUGUUUGCCCCGUAUUGUUGAAUUGUUUCCAAUAUUUCUGUGUGGAUAACAUUAUCAAAUUACCGACAGACCAUCUCAAUUUGGAGAACGUACAAAACUUCGAGUCUGAGAGUUACUCUGACGAUGAUUCAGAUACCCAUAAGCAUUGGUCUCUCUUCAGAAGAGGCCGUUCGAAGCAAUACGGUAGCAUCCUUUGA
Naumovozyma castellii is the source of this 867-nucleotide messenger RNA. RefSeq lists its product as uncharacterized. The coding region runs from base 1 to 867 and encodes 288 amino acids. The transcript has a single exon. The record is from RefSeq and is a predicted model, not a curated record. Lineage: Eukaryota; Fungi; Ascomycota; Saccharomycetes; Saccharomycetales; Saccharomycetaceae.